Drosophila eugracilis is the source of this 1661-nucleotide messenger RNA. RefSeq names its product transmembrane protein 26. The transcript is spliced from 7 exons. Lineage: Eukaryota; Metazoa; Arthropoda; Insecta; Diptera; Drosophilidae. The coding region runs from base 84 to 1661 and encodes 525 amino acids. The record is from RefSeq and is a predicted model, not a curated record.
CGCCGAGUGCGGUUCGGUUUUGUUUUGGUCCUGGGCUGACUAGCUUCAGGGAACCACCUUUAUAAGAUUAUGUCAUUGCAGCCAUGGCCAAGAUAAUCUCGACGAUCAAAGCCACCCUUACGAGGAUCAUCUUUAGUGCACAUAGUUUGUUGGCCAUUUGGCAAGUAGUGGCCUUAAAGGGUGAUAUAAUAUACUGGACACUAUGUGGACCACUUUUAUUGCUGCUGCUCGAGGGCAUCUUCACCAUCAUGAUCAAGAAGACACAAGAGUGGCGCUGGUUCUGCCCCUCGGUGUUCCUCUACCUGAGCAGCAUUGUGCCGGCGAUAUGGCUCCUGGAGCUGGACAAGGUGGCUCGGAGAGUGGGCAACAUGACUACGACCAACUCCACUGUCUACAAUCCGAGCAACUACACCAUUCCUAUGGUCAAUGGUACUAGCUUCAUAGCCAGUUCUACCAACAGUAGUGUUCCUCCGGUGGCAACAUUACUGGGCCAGGCCGGGGUCACCAUUUCGGUGACCCCGGAUACUUGGACAACCCUCAUCGAGCAGUUUCUCAUGCUCAUCCUGAUCGUGGGUCGCUGGCUACUGCCCAAAGGAGAUCUUACCCGGGAUCAGCUCAGUCAACUGCUUUUGGUCUACAUUGGUACGGCGGCGGAUAUCAUUGAGUUCUUCGAUUCCUAUAAGGAUGAUUCUAUAGCAAAGAUUGGCUUUUUGGUGUUCCUUACCCUUGGAAUUUGGUCUUGGAGCCUCAUGCAGUUUACGAUUGUCCUAUCCGCCACUCGAGGAAGACGACCACGAGGCAGUGGGUCGCAUCAGAAGGAAGAACAUACAGACUGUUGCCAAAACUGCUGCUGUGGCAUUGAUGUGUGGGGCAUCGUACUCAAUGUGAUACUCCAGGAUGCUCCCUUCCUCACCUUCCGUUUGCUGAUUAUCUUCCAGUACAAAAUCAUUAACUACAUGAAUGUCUUUUUUACUUGUAAAAACUCUUUGGUGAUAAUUCUUCAGCUUUAUCGUCUCUACGUCGUCAACGCCGAGUUCUGGAAGAAUCGCCGUGAGAGUCGUAUGGCCAAGGCCCGUCAGUUCCAAUCACGAAGGAAAGUUCAGGAUGCAGAUCAGAAUAGCAUCUAUAUGAUUUCCAAUGAACGAGGUGGCGAUGUUAAAAAGAAGAUCAGAAAAGCCAAGGACAAGGACUACGCCGAGCAGGAGGCGGUUUACAGUAAAAAGAAAAAAGAUAAGAAGGACAAGUGGAAAAAAAGAAAGCGCAAGGACACUGGCUACUCCACGGCCAGUUCGCAGAACCUGUACUCCACCAAGGCGAGUGGAACAGACAAGGAGUCCCGUCGUAAGGACAAGAAGGGCAAGAAGUCGAAGCGCACCUGCAGCAGUUCCCCGAGUGAUUGCGAUUUGGCCAAAAAGCAGAAGCGCGGCAAGAACGCGGAUAAAAACGAUAAGAAAAAAUCCCGCAAAAUUGAUGCAGUUGUCGAAGAGUCUAGCAGUUCGAGUAGCAGCAGUUCCGACUCCAGCAACUCCACUUUGCCAAGUUACGAGGUUAUUGACGAAAAGAAAGCCCGUCGCAGGAAGCACCGUGCAAGUAGUAGCGACUCCAGUUCCGAAGACAGCAGCUCCUCUAAGUCCUCAUCUUCCAGCUCGGACUCGUCGUGA